Messenger RNA from Cladophialophora immunda, 1930 nucleotides. RefSeq lists its product as uncharacterized. The record is from RefSeq and is a predicted model, not a curated record. Gene Ontology annotation, molecular function: manganese ion binding; metalloaminopeptidase activity. Bases 54 to 1403 code for a protein of 449 amino acids. The transcript has a single exon. NCBI's taxonomy places the organism in Eukaryota, Fungi, Ascomycota, Eurotiomycetes, Chaetothyriales, Herpotrichiellaceae.
CCCCUUCCUCGCAGCCAGAUCCAGCAACACAUCCCUAGAUCCCAUUGCGAAUCAUGUCUGUCAACGGUGCAACGCCCAAGGCGAAAUACCCAGCCAAAGCCCACUGUCGGCGCGUGGCCCAGUAUCUGAUCGAUGCGGGCUUCUCACGGCAUGGAGUCCUGUACCUCGAGGCUCAGAAAACCCACAUGGUUGAAGACGACGACCAAGCCAUGCACUUUCGCCAGCGUCGAUACUUCUUCUACCUCUCCGGCUGCAAACUGCCCGACGCCUAUCUGACCUACAACAUUCCUCAAGACAUCCUCACCCUCUUUAUCCCCCCCAUCGACCCGGACAGCGUGAUUUGGAGUGGCUUGCCCGAAUCCAAAGAGGAGGCCUUGGAGAAAUACGACGUUGACGGCGUACUCUACUCAAACGAGGUCAAUGCCGCAUUAGCAGCCUACGGCCCUUCCAAGGCUGCCACCGUCUACGCCAUCCCAGAGCAAGUCUCGGAACACAUCACAUUCCUGCCAUUCAAGGCCGUUGAAUUCUCAUGCCUGAAGACGGCCAUUGACGAGUGCCGCGUUGUCAAAGAUAGCUACGAGGUUGCACUGAUCCGCAAGGCCAAUGAGAUUUCUACACUGGGACACAUUGAAGCGGCCAAGGCAGUGCUCACGGCGACCAACGAGCAAGAGCUCUACGGGGCGUUUGUCGGGACAUGUAUUUCGAACGGGGCACAUGAGCUGGCAUACCAUUCCAUCUGUGCCAGCGGCACCAGCUGCUCCACCUUACAUUACGUCCGCAACGACCAACCCUUGCGGGACCGCUUGAACAUUCUCCUCGACGCCGGCGCAGAGUAUGACUGCUACUGCGCGGACAUCACACGCACAUUCCCUAUCUCUGGUACUUUCACGCCGGAAUCGCAGACGAUAUACAACAUCGUGGACGAGAUGCAAUCGUCGUGCUUCAAGAUGCUGCGCGCAAAUGUCCGGUGGGAAGAUGUGCAUAUGAACGCGCACCGAGUUGCGAUUCGAGGACUCAAAAGUGCCGGCAUCCUUGUCGGGAAUGAGGAGGAGAUCUUCAACAAGCGCAUCAGCGUUGCGUUCAUGCCACACGGCCUGGGCCACUAUCUCGGCAUGGACACGCACGAUACGGGUGGCCACGCCAACUACGACGACCCGGACCAGAUGUUCAAGUACCUCCGUGUACGGGGUCCUGUGCCCGCCGGCGCCGUCAUCACCGUCGAACCGGGCAUCUACUUUUGCAAUUUCAUCCUGGACCCCGUGCUGGAGGAUCCGGAAUUGAAUCGGUACAUUGACAAGAACGUGCUGGAGAAGUACUGGACGGUCGGGGGCGUGAGGAUCGAGGAUGACGUGCAUAUUCUGGACGACGGUUAUGAGAAUCUGACGAAAACGCCGAAGUUAUAAUGACCCCGAGAACCCUGGGUUCUCGUGUCGGGACCGGCCCUGGGCAUGUUCUUAUGAGAUGAACCUUGACGAGCGCAUGACUACAAAUCCAGUGGUGAUCACGACCUCGCGUUGAACCGGUGUUAGGGCUCUCUUCGAAAGAGCGGACACGCUGAGAGGAAAGAAGGUUAUCGUGCUGCCUAAUAGGUAGAUCCUGCGGUUUGCGCAGACACGGAUAAAGGAGAAGCCAUCAUUCACAGUUACAUAUGGCGCCACCCACCCCAGACUUGGUAGUUACAACACCUCAUUCAAGCCCGCUUUUCCCUACCUACGUAUAGCCGAACGGUCGACAUAACGGGCCGAACCCUAGAGCAAUCUUUGGGAUUUGACGACCCUUCCAAGCCUCCCACACCGGGAAUCAACCCCCAUGAUAUUCCUAUCCCCCACAAACCGUGCAGAGAUAUCCCCGCUCAAUCCUUCCAGGUGAUGACCUUUGACCUCACCCACUCCUCCAGGCCGGGGACGCCGUUGAAGCGGCCGAAGCCGCU